This is a messenger RNA of Pichia kudriavzevii, 750 nucleotides long. RefSeq lists its product as uncharacterized. The record is from RefSeq and is a predicted model, not a curated record. The transcript has a single exon. Gene Ontology annotation, cellular component: cytoplasmic exosome (RNase complex); nucleolus; nuclear exosome (RNase complex). Lineage: Eukaryota; Fungi; Ascomycota; Pichiomycetes; Pichiales; Pichiaceae. The coding region runs from base 1 to 750 and encodes 249 amino acids. Gene Ontology annotation, biological process: rRNA catabolic process; poly(A)-dependent snoRNA 3'-end processing; U4 snRNA 3'-end processing.
AUGUCUAGAUCAGAACUGUUAUCUCCAGAAGGAAUGAGAGUCGAUGGCCGUCGUUAUAACGAACUGAGGGCUUUUGAAUGUAAAAUCAACACCCACCAGCACUCUGCCGAUGGUUCGGCAUACAUCUCCCAGGGCAAUACAAAAGUCUUGUGUCUUGUUCGUGGACCAUCCGAUACCCUAGUCCCCUCAUCUUCAAAUUCUGUAACUCCAAAUAAUCCGACAGAACCAACAAUCUCUGUCUCCAUAAUACAGCCGCCGUACGCCAAAAUGGAGAGAAAAUCAACUUCUAAGAACGACCGCCGCCUGACCGAAUUGGCCAUUUUCAUCAAGAGGGCAUUGCAGCAAACCAUUGUCAAGAAAAAUUAUUCCAGAACCCUUAUUGACGUCUCAAUCACAGUUUUACAGCUAGAUGGUGGUCUACUAGCGGCAUGCAUGAAUGCGGCAACUUUGGCCUUCAUUGAUGCUGGAAUCGCAAUGUACGAUUAUAUCUCUGCUUGUUCUGUCGCUUUAUACGAUAACUGUCCGCUAUUAGACUCAAACUCCUUGGAGGAAACCGACUUGAGCAACCUCACCAUAGGCGUGGUUGGUAACAGUGAGAAGAUUAACCUGCUAUUGAUGGAAGACAAAAUCCCACUCGAUAAACUACAAAUAUUGAUAAAUUUAGGAAUAAACGGUUGCCACACUAUACGACAAUUGAUGGAUUCCACCGUUAGAGAAAUCGGCCUUGACAUACUAUCAAAGAAAGAAUAG